GUCGCCAUAUUUCACGCUUCGUUCCAUCCGACCCAAGGAAAUACAUUGGACUGGUCAUUGAAAGCAAGUCCUGAUUUGGACCUUAAUCACGUCGAAUUUAGUGCGCUGCCAAGUGGGCUUCAUCUUGUUGAGGAAGAUGUCGUAUAUUUUACGAAAGGCCCACACCAUGGUGUGUGCGUCUUCCGCCGCCGCCGAACAACCGAGCAUGGUCAUCGAGGCUUUCGACUCUCAUCUCUUGGCAUACUCCUGGCCAAAUCCGCAAGACCUCGACCUUGGCGCCACGUACCCGCUCUGAAACGAUUGAUCUCCAAUAUAUAUUCGUCCUUGGAAGACCACGAUACCCUGGACAUAUCCGAAGCCGAUUUCGACCCUGCGCGCGUCUUUUUCGAGGAGCGUAAAGUUCAACGAGCAGAUUUGGGCGGUGCAGGUGACUGGCGAGGGUGGCCGAGCGAUCUGGAUGGCGUGCGUCCCGACGCCGACUCCUAUGGCCUUGCGCCCAAUCCAACAUUACAUCUCCCUCAUCUCCUCCGGAUAUUAGGUCCCUCAGCUCUGACGCUCUAUAAACAUGUCCUCGGCCGGCGGCGCAUCCUCAUAUUCACGCUCCCGCCCGUAGAGGCGGCCUGUAUCCUAUGUCAGGUGGCCAGCGACAUCUGUUUCGAGGCCCAAGUAGACUCAACGCACACUAGCAAGACGAAGCUGAAGGGACGGAAUGCGGAUGGCAUCAAGGCUCUCGGGAUGGUCAACUUGAACGACAUGGACAAAUUGAAGGAGGAAGGGGCAAAUGGUCGUGGCUGGAUAGCAUGCACGACUGACGCUAUAUUCCUCGAGAAACCAUCCUACUACGACCUCCUCAUCGACCUCACGACAUCCACACCAUCCAAGGCGUCCCGGCCGACAUUACACAUUUCCAGACCUAUGGCACAAAAACCUGGCACCAGAGGACCAUCUCACGAACUAGUGACCGUGCGCUUCACGUGGAGCGACGUGAAACUCUGGACAGAAUUGAAUCGCAUCCUCGACCGUGAUGGUUCGGGCCAUCACCACGACUGCGCCGACUGCGGCGUGCCCGCCUCGUCCUCCUCCUCCUCCUCAAGCCCAGGUUCACCCAAUGCAAAACCGAAGACUUCAGCGUGGACCGACGUCUGGCGGUUAUACGAAGACGUGUGCGUCAUAUGCGCCGGGCUUUGGAUGGGCAGCUGGCGCGCCAACUCCCGGGCGUCCUACACGUCCGUGAAUGGGAAUCAGUGGGGCCAGGCGCGCGAGGAUGGAGACCAGGACCUCAGCAUCGACGGGACAUACGUCCGCAACCUGGGCAUGGGCAUCGAGGGCCGGCCGAGCGUGAGCUCGAGCAUGGGCAUGGCAAGUAGCACCAGCACCAGCAGCGCAGGAUUCGGUAGCGGGAUUGGCAACAACGGCGGAGGCGCGGGCAUUGGCAACAGCGGAAGUCGCAUAAGCCUCCGCACGAUGCCGCAAGUCGAAGAUGACGACGACCUCGCGUCGCCUGCUGCCCAGGACGCACGCGAGAACGCCGAGCGCCAGCUGCGCACGACGCUCGCGCUCCUGCAAACGUUUCACGCGCACACGUGCUUCCAGCUCUCGACGCUCGCGGCGUUCCUCCCGCCUGCGUCCGCGAUCGAGGGCGGGCGGACCGUGGUGCUCACGCCAAAGGACAUCCUUGCAUUCGAGCUCGGCCCGCUGAGCACGCUCGACGCGCGAUUCGUGGAAUGGAUCGCGGAGGAGUACGCGGGCGAUACGCGGGUGGUGAUCAAGCGCGGCUGGAAGGAUCUGCUCGGCAUGGUUUUUGGAUUGAGCUGA
Punctularia strigosozonata HHB-11173 SS5 is the source of this 1815-nucleotide messenger RNA. RefSeq lists its product as uncharacterized. The annotation marks the transcript as partial. The record is from RefSeq and is a predicted model, not a curated record. NCBI's taxonomy places the organism in Eukaryota, Fungi, Basidiomycota, Agaricomycetes, Corticiales, Punctulariaceae. The transcript is spliced from 9 exons. Gene Ontology annotation, cellular component: lipid droplet.